AUGGCUGACGAGAUACCGGAUUAUGCCAACCUCAAAGUUCUGCAGAGAAACCGUCUUCCAACACGUGCUUACUGGAUCCCAGACACUACAAUUUCCUUGAACGGUGCUUGGGAUUUUCACUAUGCACCCAGCCCGUUAGAAGCGCCCGAAGUCCAGGCUGGCCAGCCGUUGGCCAUCGACAAUACAUGGGAUCGCAUCAAUGUCCCGGGACAUUGGCAGCUUCAAGGACAUGGUCGACCGCACUAUACCAACGUCAUCUAUCCUUUUCCGGUCUGCCCACCUCAUAUACCCACUGAAAACCCAACUGGCACCUACCGACGCACUUUUGGAGUUCCGGGAGGCUGGGAUCAAUCUUCUCAGCUUCGUCUCAGAUUCGAUGGCGUGGACAGCUCCUAUCAUGUCUGGGUCAACGGAACCUUGAUUGGGUACUCUCAAGGCAGCAGAAAUCCUGCAGAAUUCGACGUUAGUUCCGUGGUUAAUCGAGAUGGCGAGAACGAACUCGUGGUGCAGGUUUAUCAGUGGUGUGAAGCCUCAUAUAUUGAGGACCAAGACCAGUGGUGGUUGUCAGGUAUUUUUCGAGAUGUUCACUUGAUUGCUUUUCCUGGGCCAGCUAGGAUUGAAGAUUUCUUUGUCAGGACUGAUUUGGACGACAAUUAUCUCGAUGCUCGGCUGCAGGUCAAGGUUACCACUUCUGGUCUUACGGAUCACAAGAUUGUGGUGACUAUACUAAAUGGUCACAAUGAAGUAGGAAAUGCCGAGCAAAAAGUAGAAGCAGAUACUACAAUGAUCAAUCUUGAGGUGCCGGUCAAGGAGCCUAAGAAAUGGACCGCCGAGACUCCCAACCUAUACAGGCUCAAGCUGUCACUGGUUUCGGCAGAGUCGAAAGAGAUUCAGACAAUUGAGCAAAAUGUCGGAUUUCGAAAGGUUGAGAUCAAGAAAGGGCUGAUAACGGUCAACGGAAAGCCGAUUCUACUUCGCGGUACGAAUCGCCACGAGCACCACCCUGUCUUUGGCAGAGCUGUACCACUAGAUUUCAUCAGAGAAGACCUUUUGCUCAUGAAACGACACAACAUCAAUGCACUCAGAGCAAGCCACUAUCCCAGCCACCCUCGCCUCUACGACCUUGCCGACGAGUUGGGACUCUGGGUGAUGGAUGAGGCUGAUCUAGAAUGCCACGGGUUCUACGAUGCCGUUGCUCGACCACAAGUUAUACCCGAAGAGAUGGACUACGAAGAGCGCAAAACCCUCACGUUUCCCCAAGCCGCCAAAUUCACUUCCGACAACCCAGAAUGGAGAGACGCAUAUGUCGACAGAAUGCAACAAGUCAUCCAGCGUGAUAAGAACCACCCCAGCAUCAUCAUAUGGUCUUUGGGUAAUGAAGCCUUUUACGGAUGCAACCAUGUCGCCAUGUACGAGUAUGCAAAGUCUGUGGAUCCGGAGCGCCCCGUCCAUUACGAAGGUGAUGUCAACGCUGCUAGUGCCGACAUGUAUUCGUACAUGUAUCCCAACAUGGAGCGAUUGACCAAGUGGGUCGAAAAGGCAGGCGUGAAAGAGGACGGAAGCUUUGACAAGCCGGUUGUGCUGUGCGAGUAUGCCCACGCCAUGGGAAAUGGACCUGGAUGGCUCGAAGACUACCAGGACAUGUUUCGAAAGUAUCCUCGACUGCAAGGCGGCUUCAUUUGGGAAUGGGCAAACCACGGUCUUUGGAAUGCGGAAGGAGGCUUCUAUGGCUACGGAGGUGACUUUGGCGACGAACCCAACGACGCAACCUUUGUGAUGGAUGGACUUUGCAACAGUGAACACAAGCCAACCCCUGGUCUUCUCGAGCUGAAGAAGGUGAUUCAGCCGAUCAAGUUUGACUAUGAAGACGGUCAUGUAUUCAUUACAAAUGAGUAUGACUUUGUUGGACUCGAACAUCUUGUCGCCACCUAUCGGAUUGAAUCCUUUGGGGAGAGGGCAUCAUUGCUCGAGGCUGGAGAGCUCACACUUCCCAAGCUCGAAUCCUGGCAACGGGUCGAGCUCUCUUUGCCAUUUGAAUUAGCUUCAUUCAAGAACCAGUCCGAUGAAACUUUCUUCACCAUUGAAGUGACUCUUCGAUCGGCUACCAAUUGGGCCAAUCCAUCGCACGAGAUUGCUUCAUGGCAGGGCAAGAUUUCGGGCCAAUCAGAGACAAGAACCGCCAGUUCUCCAGCAACGAGCCAGAUUUCUGCACAGGACUCGAGAACCACGUUGAAGAUCUCUGGGUCGGGGUGGGAUGUCUCUUUCGACAAAGUCCGAGGUUACCUUACCCAGUGGAACCUUAAUGGUGAAGCUCUCCUUGAGAUUGGUGACAACAAGGCUGCAAUUGUUCCCAGCUUCUGGCGUGCACCAACCGACAAUGAUCGACCUGGAGAUAUUGAUAUUCCGGGUUCUCUGCCAUACUGGAAGCAUUAUGGGCUGGACGACCUGACCUCGCAACUGCGUCACUUUACCUGGAAGCAGGGGACAGACAAGAAUGACGUGGAGAUUGAGGCGCACACAUUCCUGUCCCCGCCGAUACUUGGCUGGGGAUAUAAUGUCCACGUCAAAUAUACGAUAGCAACAACCGGCAAGCUAUUUGUCAAUGUCAAGGUACGACCAACAGGACCCAAGCCCGCAAACAUUCCCCGCCUGGGACUGGACCUGAGACUUCCCAAACGCCUGAGCCACGCCCAGUGGUUUGGGCGCGGACCCGGCGAGUCGUACCCGGACAAGCGACUUGCGCAGAAAAUCGGCAUCUGGUCGAGCACCGUCGAGGAUUUGGAGAUCCCCUACGACGUGCCUCAGGAGAACGGCAACCGCAUGGAGACGCGAUGGCUCAAGCUCGGCAACGACUACGGCAGCGGCAUCAAGGCAACCAUGACGACCGACUCCCAAGUCUUUAGCUGGGCCGCAGGUCGAUAUAGUGCCAAGGCGCUGGAAAAGGCCAAGCACCCCUGCGACUUGGUGCCGGAAGACGCGACGCUGCUGAGCCUGAGUUCUCGGGUGGCUGGUGUCGGCUCGGCGGCGUGUGGGCCGGGUGUUCGUGAAGAUUUGCAGGUCAAGACUGUAGAUGAUGAGUUUGAGUUUGUCCUCGAGGCUAUUCACUCUUGA
Messenger RNA from Pestalotiopsis fici W106-1, 3111 nucleotides. RefSeq lists its product as uncharacterized. Gene Ontology annotation, cellular component: beta-galactosidase complex. The record is from RefSeq and is a predicted model, not a curated record. Bases 1 to 3111 code for a protein of 1036 amino acids. Lineage: Eukaryota; Fungi; Ascomycota; Sordariomycetes; Amphisphaeriales; Sporocadaceae. Gene Ontology annotation, biological process: lactose catabolic process. The transcript has 3 exons. Gene Ontology annotation, molecular function: carbohydrate binding; beta-galactosidase activity.